AAUGCGCAGGCGCAGUCGUUCAACGCUUCCGCCGCUGCUGACGCCACUCGGGUACAAAAACGAGUGAGAUUGUCGCUGUAGUGAACGUCGCCUCUCUCUGGAUGGGGUUUAGUGCGGCGGCGACGACAGUUUCCGACCUUAGGAAACAGGCCGACGAGCAAAGCUGAGCGUCGAUCAACGAGCCUGCCUCUCCUGUAUGUGAUCGCCCUUGCUGGGCUUCGGGCACCGCUCGACAGGGCCGAGGAAUAACACCGAUUAUCGCCAUUAUAUGAUCCAGUACCCAGAGUCGCUGCUACCCUCCAUGUGGGUGAGGGAACUGUGUGUGUCUGACUAUGGCGAGAACAGUUAGCAGGAAAAGGAAGGCCGGAGAGCUCAAGGACCAACAACAGGCAUCACACAAGCGGUGCCGUGUGUCUUGUUCAUCACGCCAUGCCCAGUGUUGGUCCAGCCGGCUCUCUGUGGUGCAUGCCCUCCGAGGCCGCGAGUUCAGACCUCAGCAGCAACAUGAAUCCAAGUUGCAGCAGCACAUGCGAGGCUUCGCCGCUGGCAGGCUUCCCAGCAUACUCAAGGAGAGGGAGUUCUCCCUCGGCCGACUCAAUAAGGUCUUUGCUUCGCAGUGGCUCAACCAUCAACAGGUCGUCUGUGGGACGAAGUGUAACACGCUGUUUGUAGCAGAUGUCCUCACCGGGCAGAUUACCAGAAUUCCCAUGCUGAAGGACAGGGAGUGUAACGGGGAAGGUGCUCCGCUGGACAGUUCAGUGGGAGGAGACCAGAAUUUACUCCACAGAGCUAGUUCUCGCUCUCGAAUUGACCAUCAAGGCUGCGGCAUCCACGCCAUCGAACUCAACCCCUCCAAGUCUCUGCUCGCCACAGGGGGAGAUAAUCCCAACAGUCUUGCUGUCUAUCAACUGCCCACACUGGACCCUGUGUGUGUUGGAGAUGACGGCCACAACGACUGGAUCUUCUCCAUAGCUUGGAUCAGUGACAGCAUGGCAGUGUCUGGCUCUCGAGAUGGAUCCAUGGGUCUGUGGGAGGUGACAGAUGAUGUGUUGAGUCAAGCACAGCGCAGUCGAAAUGAAGAGUCAGUGCCUGCGUAUGCCCACAUAUCUCACCGCGCACUCAAAGACAUCCCAAAGGAAUAUACCAACCCUUACAACUGCAAAGUUCGUGCUCUGGCCUUCAACAACAACCACAAAGAGCUGGGAGCUGUGUCCUUGGAUGGCUAUUUCCACCUCUGGAAAGCUGAGCACAACUUGUGCAAGCUACUGUCGACCAAGUUGCCUCAUUGCAAAGAGAACGUGUGUCUGGCGUACGGACAAGAGUGGUCUGUGUAUGCUGUCGGUUCUCAGGCCCACGUCUCCUUUCUGGAUCCCCGGCAGCCAGCACACAACAUCAAGUCUGUCAGCUCCAGAGAGAGAGGAAGUGGGAUCCGUUCUGUCAGCUUCUACGAACAUAUUGUGACAGUAGGAACGGGUCAGGGGUCACUUCUGUUCUACGAUAUCCGAGCCCAGAGAUUCUUGGAGGACCCAUUCCAUCCAACAGUGGGGUACCGGAAGUACCCAGGAGACGGCACUCUGAAGUUCACCACGGGGAGAGGCUGGCUGAACCAUGAUGAAACCUGGAGGAGUUACUUCUCAGACAUCCAGACGUUCCCUAACGCGGUCUACACACACUGCUACGACGAGUCCGGCACCAAGCUCUUCGUAGCGGGGGGACCGUUGUGUUCUGGCCUGCACGGGAACUACGCGGGGCUGUGGAGCUAGCUUCUCGCACGUCUCCUUCCUCCACCGUUACGAUCGCUCCUCUAUUUUAACCAGUUCCUCUCAAGUCCACUCACACUAUUGUCCUCCUUGCUCACUGCAUUACUGCUGUUGUGUGCUGCCCCUACAUGGACUCAGGAGCUUGACUGUUUCACUGCCUCGAUUCUCUCCAUCUCUCUUUCUGUUGUGUCCACCUUGGACUUUACAAAUAUUAGUUUGCGCCACUGAUGUGAACUUUGAGUUUAAAGGGCUGCAAAGUCUGCCACUAAAAAGUCAGAGAUUUUAAGAAAAAAAGUCAUUUCACACGAUUUUAUUGCUCACGAUUUAAAUAUUCAUUUGUUGUGUAUUUAAGGGAACUAUUUCUCUGCGCUCCGUCCGUGUCACAGACCGUCUCUAGAACAAUUUGGAAGGACUUGUACAGCUGUUUGACUUUUGGAUAUUUCCUGACAUUUAUGCCAUCAGUCUGUCUGGCCCCACUUGGAGCUAAAAGAAAAUAUAUUUUUCCAUGAAGAGUAAAAUGAAGAAUUCAAUCAAAUCCAACUGAGACGAUGUAAAGAAAUUGCUAAAUGCAGUGUUUGCUUUAAAAUAAUCCUUAAUAUCAAGCAUACUGCUGCUUAUAUUCUAUUUUUUUCUGUAUUUAUUUGGCCUGCUCUUUGGGUGAUUUUUUUAAUAUAUAUGGAUUUGUUUUUGUUUUUUUUCCAAGGGUGUCUUGUUUUUCACUUCAUACAUUCACUGCAUCUUAAUUCUUUGUCACUAAGCGAUCGCUUUCAUUUGGGCUGCGGUUUAUUAAAUACGUUGUCAGCAUACUUCGAGGGAUAAGUAAAUUGAUUUCCACGCGACAGUGCACCUCAUCGUCCAAAGGCCUCCACCUUCUCGACUGUCCACGAGGAAGGACAUAGAACAUUUUAGCACCUGCGGUUUGAUACUGUGGGAACAUAGUUUUAAGAUGUUGCUUUUCCUCUGAGUAUCAAGGAGUGAGAUCUGCUGCUCCUUGUUUUAUGGAGGCACAGUUGGUGCCAGCUGUUUUUUUUUUGUUUUUUGUUUUGUUUUGUUUUUUGGCGUCGUCUGUCUUUCUGUGAAAGACAGUUGUGAGCGAUCAUGGAUUUUCCUUUUCUACAUGGAAUUUUUCUCCAGUUUUCAUGGUGACUGAUCCUAAAAAAAAAAAAAAAUGAAAACUGGGAAUUGAAAAACUAAACCAACACUUUCAAAGUGUGUUUUCUAUAUUCAUAUGUGUGUGUAUAUAUGUAUGUGUAACAUUCAUAGGGACAGUUACAUACAUUUUUUAUGUACAUGUCUGAGGAAGUGACGUCAACUCAGUGAUGUGGUUUUUUUUAUACACACACCUCAUGAAUGUUUUUACAAACGACUGAAUCCGAUGUUAAUGUAAGAUCUAACAUAAGAUCUGAAAACAAGCUAUUAAAUCUUUAAAGAGUAAAAAAUAAAGACAAAAUGUAUAUUCAAGUCUUUUGUUUUCAGGCUGCGUCAUUGCAAAGUGACCACCGGUGAGUCAUCACCGUACUGGUGUGGUUUGGAACCCUGCGCACCUGGUCAGGCAAAGUUGCGUCAGGGGUGAGGAUGGCCGGCACCAACAGACAAACCGUGGCCAGGCCU
Molecule: messenger RNA, 3371 nt
Organism: Synchiropus splendidus (mandarinfish)
Lineage: Eukaryota; Metazoa; Chordata; Actinopteri; Syngnathiformes; Callionymidae
Gene: dcaf12
Product: DDB1 and CUL4 associated factor 12
Exons: 9
Coding region: 333-1763 (476 amino acids)
Cellular component (GO): Cul4-RING E3 ubiquitin ligase complex
Molecular function (GO): protein binding
Source: RefSeq, a predicted model, not a curated record